AGGGUAAAGUCCUGACGGGUGCAGGGCUGCCAUGGCUGUCUUGGUCACUCUUCUUUGCUCCCUGGUGGUGUUGCUGCUUGGUGGGCUCUACCUCGUGGGAGCGUUUCGGAGAAGGAGACCCAAUGAGCCACCCCUGGACAAGGGUCUCAUCCCGUGGCUGGGUUACGCGCUCGACUUCAGAAAGGACAGCUCUGAGUUUCUGAAGAGGAUGCAGAGGAAGCAUGGGGAUAUUUUCACCGUGCUGAUCGGGGGCUAUUACUUCACCUUUGUGAUGGACCCCUUUUGCUUUGGUGCCAUCGUGAAGGAAUCGCGAUCCAAACUAGACUUUGAGAAGUUUGCCACCGAGCUGGUCCUCCGCGUGUUCGGAUACCAGCCCAUCGAAGCCACCCACAAGAUUAUUCAGCUAUCAAGCACGAAGCAUCUGAUGGGAGACGGGCUUAUCAUCAUGACACAAGCCAUGAUGGACAACUUGCAGAAGCUGAUGCUCUUUAAGUUGAACUUGGGAGACGGGGAGCGCACGUGGCAAGAAGACGGGCUCUUCAACUACUGCUACAACAUCGUCUUCAGAGCUGGGUACCUGUCUCUGUAUGGCAGCGAGCCCUACCAAGGGGCAGAUAACAAGGAAAAAGCCAACGAGCAUGAUCGUGUCCAAUCUGAUGAGCUGUUCUAUGAAUUUCGGAAGUACGACCGCCUCUUCCCUCGCCUGGCCUACGCCGUGUUGCCUCCCAAGGACAAGAUUGAAGCCGAGCAGCUCAAGAGGCUCUUCUGGAAGAGGCUCUCGGUGAAGGAGAGCCGGCAGAAGGACAACAUCAGUAGGUGGGUGAGCGACCAAGAGCAGUCCCUGGCAGAACACGGCGUCCCCGAGUACAUGAGGGAUCGUUUCAUGUUUCUGCUCCUCUGGGCAUCCCAAGGCAAUACGGGCCCAGCUGCCUUCUGGCUCCUCCUGUACCUAAUGAAGCACCCUGAGGCUAUGAAGGCUGUGAAGGAAGAAUUGGAUAAAGUCUCCAGGGAGAGCGGCCAGGAAGUGAAACGAGGUAGCCCGCCAAUUAACAUCACUAAGGACAUGUUAAACCAGACCCCUGUGCUGGACAGUGCUCUGGAGGAGACCCUGCGGCUCACCGCAGCGCCGAUCCUUAUCAGAUCCGUCCUGCAGGACAUGACCCUCAAGACGGGCAAGGGGACGGAGUACACUCUGCGCUCUGGGGACAGGGUGGCCUUGUUCCCACACGCCUCUGUGCAGAUGGACCCAGAAAUCCACCCCGAGCCCCACCGGUUUAAAUACGACCGCUUCCUAAACCCAGACGGCACCAAGAAAACUUUCUACAAGGACGGGAAAAAGCUGAAAUACUUCAACAUGCCCUGGGGAGCAGGCACAUCCAUCUGCCCCGGGCGGUUCUUCGCCACCAACGAAAUGAAACUCUUUGUGUUCCUGAUGCUCUCCUACUACGACUUGGAGCUGCUCAGCGGGAAAGAGGAGGACCCGCCGAUCGACAUCAGCCGCUGGGGGUUCGGGAUGAUGCAGCCUGUCCACGACGUUCGCUUCAGAUACCGGCUGCGCUUUUAGUUUGAAACACCUCGCGGCGUUCGGUCUCGUUUAGGAGCUGCUGGUGAAAUAAGCUGCGCUCAGCUCCUCCCGCGGACAGCGGAUGCGCGCCGAGCUCCUUUGCAAGGGCGAAAGCUGGUACGAACUCACUCGCUUAGCUGUUAUCAGGGCUUUUCGCUGUAUUUCUGUUGCGCGUUUCCAUGUGUGUGUUUUGCUGUAUUGUUUUUACUUCCCCUUGGCCUCGGGGCUGUGUUAUUUUGGUAUCGGACUCUUAACGGUGCGUUGGAAUGAGAGGAAGCAAGCAGGGAUCCCAGCGUACUUUCCACGUGAAGCAUAUCCAGGGCAGAAUGCUGCCAGCUCACGCGCUUGUGAUUUGCCUCCCUCCUCCCCGCUUCUCCCCAUCAAGCCAAAACAUCUCACUGUGCUCAGAAGGCACCCAAGAGGCCAGAGGACAAUAAAUUCAAUCGUGGGCUGAGCGGGGUCUUGCCUGCAAGCUCCUCUUGGCUGUAGGUCAAAAUGUGUCCCCUGAGGUCCCUUAGAGCAGAAGUAGGACCUACUGACCACAGACACCCCCCCCAACACACAACCCUCCCCUGCUCACACCUGAGGAAAGGAGAGAACGUGCUGGGUUCAACUGCAACAUAACUGGGAGGCAGUAGAAAUUGCAAAACACCAGUAAUAACCUUGGGUACCACUUUCAUGCAUCUACGUGACUUAAGACGUGGACAACGGCCUUUCCAGGGCUGCGAGCGGGUGU
Molecule: messenger RNA, 2300 nt
Organism: Nothoprocta perdicaria
Lineage: Eukaryota; Metazoa; Chordata; Aves; Tinamiformes; Tinamidae
Product: 5-beta-cholestane-3-alpha,7-alpha-diol 12-alpha-hydroxylase
Exons: 1
Coding region: 32-1564 (510 amino acids)
Molecular function (GO): sterol 12-alpha-hydroxylase activity; heme binding; iron ion binding
Source: RefSeq, a predicted model, not a curated record